Messenger RNA from Malus domestica (apple), 3545 nucleotides. NCBI's taxonomy places the organism in Eukaryota, Viridiplantae, Streptophyta, Magnoliopsida, Rosales, Rosaceae. The record is from RefSeq and is a predicted model, not a curated record.
UCAGUUAACUGGAGUCUGACACUGAACCGCCUUUUUUUUGUCCAAACCCGCGAAAUCGGAGGGCUCCGAACCGUCGUCUGAUCAUCCAAACGACGUCGUCGUACCUAAAGCCCAAACCCCUAAUUUUUCGAAUUCGUUCUCGCAGUUAAGCUACGGAGCAUUUCAAUUCGCCAAUACAUUUUCCUUGUCUCUGUUUGUUUGCCGAGAAAGUGCGGGAAAAUUGAACAAGGUAACAAUUUUUCGUUUUCUGUUAGUUAAAUGAUUGGAAAUUGUCGUCGUUGUAGGUCUCGAUGAGGGGCGUAAAGCCGUUGCCGGAGGCGGUGCGUAGCUCGAUGCGCUCUGGAGUUGUUCUGCUCGAGCUGACUAGCUUUGUGGAGGAGCUGAUUUUUAAUAGCUUGUAUGCCGGCGCAACGAAGGUAUCGGUUUUCGUAGGUGUUGGGACAUGCUAUGUAAAAGUAGCGGAUGAUGGGAUGCAAAUGUUUGUAUCUUGGAAUGGAUGAUAACAGGAAGGAUGUGGGUACUACAGUUGUUGUUCGUGAUCUGUUCUACAAUCAACCAGUUCGGAGGAAGUACAUGCAAUCCAGCCCCAAGAAAGUAUUGCACUCUGUCAAUAAAUGUGUACAUCGGAUCGCCCUUGUGCACUCAAAUGUUUCCUUCAAAGUUGUAGACAUUGAAAGUGAGGAUGAGCUUCUUCGUACAACUCCUUCUCCCUCUCCCUUGAUACUAUUGAAAAGGACUUUUGGGACUGAGAUCUCCAAUGCUCUUCAUGAAUUGAACAUAAGUGAUGGCAGAUUAGAGCUUUCUGGAUACAUAUCUACUCCUUGCAAUAACCUUGCUGAUAAGGCCUUCUAGUAUGUCUAUAUUAACUCACGGUUCGUUUGCAAAGGGCCAAUUCAUAAAUUGCUUAAUCAGCUGGCCAAUAGUUUUGAAUUCUGGGAUCCAGGGAAGGCUAUUGAUGGGUCUAAAAAUAGGAAGCAAAGUAGGCCUAAGGCAUUCACAGCUUAUGUUUUGAAUUUAAGCUGUCCCCGAACAUUCUAUGAUUUAACCUUUGAAUCAUCAAAGACAUAUGUGGAGUUUAAGGAUUGGGUUCUGUACUCACCUUUAUUGAUAAUGCCAUUAAGAACUUCUGGACGAAAAAAUGCCGAUAUUUCUAGGGAAUCUGGUUGUCAUGGAGCUGAUAUUUUAGAAGAAAAUCAAAUGCGGAAGAAAGGUGGCAACAUUAAAUCUGCAGAUGAAAAUUUACUUGAUGGAGAUUUGUCAGAACUCUCUAAGUUCGGGAAAAGAAAGAGCAGGAAAAGUUGUCAGGCUUCUCCCGACCUUAUGGAUAUGUUAAUUCAAGAAGACAACCAUACAUCUCAGAAGAGAUACGUCAGAAAGCCAUUUGAAUAUACUGAAGCCUUCAAUUUCCAAGGGCAAUAUAUUGGGAUUGAAUUUAGUUCUCAUACUGCAUAUUCUUUUCAAUCACGGGAUGAUACUCUAGACAAAUGCGUGGUAACAACAACUCAAAAGAAGGAAGACCAUUUUUGGAAGUCAGAUAUCAAACGUUUCUCUGGUGAAGAUUAUAUCCUUGAGAAUAGAUCCCGUGGUGGAGAAAGAUCCAGUAAUGUGGAGGACAAUAUCUUUAGCUCAGAAUGGCAAGAUGAACCCUUUAAAGUUGAUUCCAGUGUUGGCAUUGAUUCAGCAACUAGUAGAGUAUCUUAUGAUCAUCAUGAAUUUGAUAGCGAUGUAGAGUAUUUAGUACAGCCGUUCCUCAAGAAUUGUUCCUCAAAAGAAAGGUUUCUAUGUGAGAGGGAUUUGUGUGUGGAUGAUGGGUCCAGAUAUCAAAAUGAUGGCUUCGGGAACAAGAGAAGGCGGGGCGGAUCUUAUAACUGUGUACGAAUUCCAGAAAUUGAUGGCAGCAAGGGUUUUGAUUUCUUUUCAAGGACUUUGUGGCCAGAAAAGGAAUCUACUGCUCGGCCCUUGACCAGAGUUGUAACAAAAUUUGACCUGCCUACAGAGUUCAAUUCUUCGUCAAGACCUUUAAUAAAGUCGCUCCCACACUAUGAGGAGCUGUUUUAUGAAGAAGGUUCAGUUAUUGAUGUAGAGAACCUUGGAAGAUUGAGAAGAAGCCAUUCUACUCCACCAUUUUAUAGAAGCCAGAGGAGGUACUUUACAUUAAGUCAUCCUUUGACAACAACAGCCAGCAAACCUGAUGCACAAACCUUUCGUGAUGCACCUACUUAUCCAGAAGUUAGCAAGAUGAAGGAUCUCCAUCAACCUUCUGGUGGUUACCAUCUAAAUUUGAAGCCAAGUUCUGUUGAGGAUUUCCCACUAGACACCAGGGCAGAUAUUGAGAAAUCUCAAGAUAUAGAGGCUGGUGUAAACAAGAGUCACGAAGUUGAAAUGUUUGAACAGUCCACAUGUUCUGAGAUUCAAGCUACUGCUCCAAUUAAAGGUAUCUUAACUCAAGUAAAACACAAGCUCUUCAUGAUCAAAACAUACUCAAUCUCUUCUGGAUUCUUGCUUCUCUCAGCUGACUCGUUAGUUCCUCAAUCUAUCAACAAGAACUGCCUCAGUGAUUGCGGAGUUCUUCGGCAGGUGGAUAAGAAAUAUAUUGCAGUUAUGGCCGGUACUACACUUGCUGUUAUUGACCAGCAUACUGCAGAUGAAAGGAUUCGGCUGGAGGAGUUGCAUCAGAAGGUGUUAUCUGGAGAAGGAGAAGCAAAGGCAAUUACUUUUCUGGAUGUUGAACAAGAGUUGGUGCUGCCAGAGAUUGGCUACCAGUUACUGCAUAACUAUGCUAAACCAGUUGAAGGGUGGGGUUGGCUCUGCAACACACUUGCUGAAGGUUCAGGGUCCUUCAAGAGGCAUUUGAAUCUCCUCCACAGGCAGCCAACAGCUGCCACACUUAUUAGGGUGCCCUGCAUCCUAGGUGUCAAUUUAUCUGACUCGGAUGUUAUGGAAUUUCUUCAGCAGCUUGCUGGUGCAGAUGGAUCAUCCACAACGCCGCCAUCAGUUCUUUGAAUCCUAAAUUCUAAAGCAUGCAGAGGUGCAAUUAUGUUUGGGGAUUCCUUGCUUCCUUCCGAGUGUAACCUCAUCGUUGAAGAGCUAAAGCAGACUUCUCUAUGUUUCCAAUGUGCUCAUGGUCGACCAACAACUGCCCCACUUGUCAACUUGGAGGCGUUGCAUAAGCAAAUAGCUAAGAUUGCAUCGUUGAAUGUUGACGCAGAUCAUUUGUGGCAUGGUUUAUGUCGAGAUGAACUUAGUCUUGAACGUGCAGAAAGACGAUUAAACUUGGCUAGCAGGUAGAGUGAUGUCGAUCCAAUUUUGGUCCAGAGUCAUACUGCCCGGUCCCGCCUGUUCGGAAUUGACACAUUCAAGCUGUAAAUUUGUUCGCAUUCUAUACCUAGUGUAAGCAUGCUCAAAAAUUGAAGCCCCAUUAAAGAAAAACAAUGAUCGAGCUUUUUCAUCAGAAGAAUGAUGAUUCUGUUGUGUGAGCGCUUGAUUGAUCAUGUAAUUUGCUUUCUUCACAUAAUAUCAAUUAAUUUUUAAUUUUCGUUUAAUCA